ACCAACCUGCUUCUAAAAGAUGGGUUUUAUGACAAAUGCAGUAAAAUCUUAAAUCCAAAAUGAUCAUUUCUAGGUGGUUAUCUCAGUCAUUUAUUUUCUCUCUGACAGGGAUAAAAGCAACCAGGAGUGGGACAACAGUCCCACUUACUUUGUGAUGCUGCCAUGGAACCCCAUCACCAAGGGAACAAAACGGAUGUGGGAUGAUGCUCUCCCCACAGGCUUUCUCUUCUUCAGUGCUUCUCGGACACCUGAGCAUUCAGGAGCACCACUGAUCUGCCAAGAUUUUCAGGAGACCAAUAAUCAGUCUAAAUCAACCGUGGGAGUGCCAUGGCUUUGGUUUGGAAUCUGUCAAGGAAGGCCAUGCAGUUGGGAAGUUUAACCUCAAAUGAGAUCAACGCAGAAACAGAAGCAAGCUUUGAUGACAGCAAGGCUUAUUCAGAGAAGAAGGAGAAUGUGAAUUAUUCAGCCAUCUCCACAGGAUAUUUUCCAUAUUACAGAUCAAAUGAGGAGCAGUUUGUCCAGCCUCUCUUAUAUGACUUAAAUGCAGAAGGUGAGAAGCCUGAAAGCAACUGGAAAGAUGAAGCAGAAGGUGAAUGUGCAGAGCUUAGUGGAGAUGCUGAGAAGACCACCCACCCAGCUCUGGGGGCAGAGAGGACGCCGUGUUCUUCCAUGGCCAAUGUAGAGCCAACAUCCCAGCAGCUCCUGGGAGGCAGCACCUUGGGAGGCUGCCUGCCAACCUUCUCCCUCUCCACCUCACUGCCAAGCCUGGACUGGCGCUUUUCUUCCACUGGAUACAUCCCUUACUACAGAACAGAAGCAGAGCUCUGCAUCGGCCCAGCAACGUGUGACAAGUUUCUCACCAGGACAGAAAUUUUGGAGAACAAAGAGGGAAGAUGGGUAGAAGAAAAAAACACUUGGAAUUUUGGUGCCGGCUGCUUGGUGUCCUGA
Centrocercus urophasianus (Greater sage-grouse) is the source of this 948-nucleotide messenger RNA. RefSeq lists its product as uncharacterized. The transcript has 4 exons. NCBI's taxonomy places the organism in Eukaryota, Metazoa, Chordata, Aves, Galliformes, Phasianidae. The coding region runs from base 328 to 948 and encodes 206 amino acids. The record is from RefSeq and is a predicted model, not a curated record.